AAUAAGGACAACAAAGACUCGAAGAAAGUGAAAGUACAUAUUGAAAGUAUGAGAAAAUUAGAGGUGUGUAUGUUAAAUAAAAUUAAAAACGGAAAAUUAGGAAUACAAAUAACUUUUUUUGUGGAGUAAAAGGAUUUUGAUUUGAUAAUUAUUUUUUUAAAAUAAGUGUGGAAAAUGGAAAAUCGAUCCCUUGCAUUAAGAUUAGUGGCUGAAGCAGUACAUUUAGACAGCAAUGGGUUUUCUCAUGCAGCAUUUGAAAAGUACGUCCAGAGUCUUCAAGCUUUAGCAAUAUAUUUGAAUGAAAUGUUUAACUCUCUUGGUUUUGAAAAGAUGAUGGAAAAGAUUCGUGAAAUGAAGCAUGUUCUAAGUAUGAUUCAUGAGUGUUCAGAUAGAUUAACUGCCAUUUCAGAUAAAACAGUUCAGUCUCCAUCUGCUCCAAGUCUACCUGUUCUAAAAUCAGACAGAAGUGUGACACUAAGAAAGUCAAGAGAAAAUCUUAAUCUGUUUAAACUUCCAGCUAUUGAGAAACUCCAAAAUGAAAACACGACACUCUUUAAACAGUAUCAAUGGCGCAUUGAAAGAGCGAAAGAUAAUUACGCAAGAACAAAUCUGAAACUAGAACUUGAGAGACGAAUAGCUGAAAAUGAUGUCAUAGCGAAGAAAAAAUUUGAUAUAGCUGUAAAACAAUUACAAAAAGAGCGAGCAAGCGUUGCGGAACAAGAAAUGAAAAAGUUUUUUGGAAAUCAGCAACUUCUGAGUGAAAGUGAAAGAGAAAAACGAGACCUCUUUGUAUCCGUUAUAGAAUAUACAAAAACUGAAACAUGGCCUUGCACCUGGAAAUUAAAUUAUUGGGAAAUUUCUGACGUGGAUGCUGUGAAAAAAAUAUUCGAAACAACAAUGAGAUGCAGUGAUCAUCCCUUGUCCCAAUGGAUAACAAUGGUUAAGACAAACAUAAAAAGAGAUGUAGACGCAAGUUUAAGACAUUAUUCUCUAUUCGAGAAGCUUUUACCAAGUGUAGACUUAAAUGGUGAAGGAAAUUUAUUGCAUGUUGAAGACUAUCCAGAUGAAUUGGUCUUUUGCAAAGAUUCGGAAAAAACUGGCAUUGCCAAGCAUAAUUUAGUAACUCUCCAGAAAGCUUUAGUCUCCAUUUCUUCAGAAAUUAUGUACACGAUAAGCUGUGUUGCUGACAUAUUUUAUUUGGCUUACAAAUCGCUCCUCCCUUUGGACUCAGAGGAAAUUUGCUUGAGCUUCGUAGAACAAUUUAUUUUGAAAUCUGUUUGGUCUAAUUUAAUAGUUUUAUAUAGAAUUGAAAAUAUCAUUGCUGAAUACAAAAUUGCGGAAGCUAUGAGAAUGUUUCAAAAUUCUGUACCAUCUGAGUUUGGAAUUACUACUCAAAGUAACACUGUUCUUGGAAUUAGUGAGCAAUGUAUAUCUAUUUUAAAAUCUUUACCUGAAACUGAGUCUUUGGUGGAGAAAUUAAAAAUUUUGGUUCAAGUAUCUCAAAUUAUCUGUGGUUCACCUUCUCAUGGCAGAACAAAUCAAAAAACAAGAAUUGGAGCUGAUGAAUUUAUGCCAAUACUGAGCUUUAUUCUUGUAAAGUCUAAACUACCUCGUAUGUCGUCUGAAUGUUAUGCAAUUGAACAAUUGUUUGAUGUUAAAUUUAUGUUUGGAGAAGAAGGAUAUGCGUUAUCAUCAUUUCUGACUGCAUUCAAGUAUAUUGAAAUGAAAAAACUGAUUGAUGGAGGUAACAAAAAAGAUGACGGGUGAGGACAAUAAGAAGAAAAAAAAUUAUUUAUUUUGAAUGUUAAUUUUGUUUUACACAAUAUCUAGUCUAUAUAUUUAUAGAGAUUUGUUGAUGUAUUUGAUUGAGAUAUUAUUGAUUAUAAAGUAAAUUUUGUUACUGUAAAGUGAAGUUUGUAUUUUCUAAAAUAAAAUUGUAUACAAAAUAUG
Parasteatoda tepidariorum (common house spider) is the source of this 1950-nucleotide messenger RNA. Its product is annotated as VPS9 domain-containing protein 1. The record is from RefSeq and is a predicted model, not a curated record. Gene Ontology annotation, molecular function: small GTPase binding; guanyl-nucleotide exchange factor activity. Gene Ontology annotation, cellular component: cytosol; endocytic vesicle. NCBI's taxonomy places the organism in Eukaryota, Metazoa, Arthropoda, Arachnida, Araneae, Theridiidae. Gene Ontology annotation, biological process: vesicle-mediated transport.